CGGGCUGGCUAGAGUGCGGUGUCCUGUGGGUGGGGAUUCUAUUUAGCUGUCUGUCCCUGGAAGAUCGGAGCUACCGCUGAGGAGAGCUUGGGGGGGCCAUAUAAUCGCCCGACCUCCCUCCCCUCCUCCCCUUCUACACACCUAGUUGCGGUCUAGAGCUCGGAGCUGGUGGUCAUCUGUCUAUCCCUUGUUGCCCAGCUCCUUGCUUCUUCAGUCCAUUUUUUAGUGGCAUCAGAGCAUGGAGUUAAAAAAGAGACUGUGUGAAUGUCUGAUUGCUUGGAUCAUCCAGGUCCUAAAGUGCAUUAAUUUUUUUUUUCUUUCUCAAAAUGACCUGGUUUGGCUGCCCAUAAAGAACCAACUGGACUGCUGACCUUUGAUGCUGUUUUGUAUGGUAAUGGAAAAGAGUCAGGAGACCUGGGAUGUGCCCAUGUAUUCGUUUUAUGAACCUGAGCAAGUUAUUUUACUCCAUUGUGCUUCAAGUAAAAUGGGGAUAAUAUCUGCCCAACCCCCUACCCUCACAGAAUUAUCCUGAGGAACAAAAAAAGGAGGACUUUGAAAAAGGAGCCCAUCCACUGAGUAGAGAUCAGUGCUGUGGAACAGGCACCAUGGCUGCCUCGGCCCCUUUGAGAACCUUGGAAGAGGAGGUGACGUGCUCCAUCUGCCUCGACUACCUGAGGGACCCAGUGACCAUCGACUGUGGUCAUGUCUUCUGCCGAGGUUGUGUCAUAGACAUCCGAGCCCCCCCUGGGGGCCGCCCAUCAUGCCCACUCUGCAAGAAGUCCUUUAAGAAGGAUAACAUCCGGCCAGUUUGGCAGCUGGCCAGCCUUGUGCAAAAUAUUGAGAGACUCAACGUGGAAAAGGGGAAAGAAGCAAAGGAGAAGCGGCCUGAACCUACAACCAUGAUGCAGUGUGAACGGCACAAGGAGAAACUGCACUAUUACUGCGAGGAUGAUGGGCGUUUUCUGUGUGUGAUGUGCCGUGAGUCCAGGGAGCACAAAUACCACACAGCCAUCCUCAUUGAGAAGGCUGCCCAGCCCCACCGGGAAAAAAUCCUGAGUCACCUGGGCACCCUAAGGAGAGACAAAGAAAGGGUUCAGAGCUUUCAGAUGAAGGGGGAAACUGAAAUUCAGCACCUGCUGACCAAACUCCAGAUGGAGAGGCAGAAUAUUGUCUCUGAGUUUGCUCAGGGCCAUCAGUUUCUGAGAGACCGAGAACAACACCUGCUGGAGCGACUUGAGGGAAUAGAACGGGAGAUCAUCGAGGGGAGAGAGAAGUACAACCUCAGGACUUCUGGGGAGGUCACUAGGCUCGGGGCUGUGAUCUCAGAACUGGAGGGGAAGGCCCAGCAGCCUGCCGCAGAACUCAUGCAGGACACCAGAGACUUCCUGAUCAGAUAUCCACGGAAGAAGUUCUGGAGUGGGAAAGCCAUUGCUCCAGCUAUUAGGAAAAGAACUGGAGAAUUCUCUGAUAAACUUCAUUCUUUGCGGAAAGGCCUGAGGGAAUUUCAAGGGAAGCUGCUGAGAGUCCUGGAAUAUAAGACAGUGAACGUCACCUUGGAUCCCCAGACAGCCAGUGGAUACCUUAUAUUAUCUGAGGACUGGAAGAGUGUGUCCUUUACCAAUAUAUAUCGGAGUCUAUACCAACACCCCCAGCAGUUUGAUCCUGAGCCUGCAGUUCUGGGUAGUAAGGGUUUCACCUGGGGCAAAGUUUACUGGGAAGUGGUAGUGGAGAGGGAAGGAUGGGGGGAAGAGGAAGGAGAGGAAGAAGAAGAAGGAGAAGAGGAAGAAGAAGAAGAAGAGAAUGGAUAUGGGGAAGCAGAGGAGGACUGGGAGACAGAUGAGGAUGAUGAUUCUGGCGGAGACGAUGAUGAAGAUGAUCUGGAAGAUGAUGAUGUCAUUCAGGAGUCUUGUCUGGUGGGUGUUGCCAGAGACACUGUGAGGAAGAAGGGGGAGCUCCGCCUGAGCCCCGAGGAUGGAGUAUGGGCCCUGCGUCUGUCCUCAGCAGGUGUAUGGGUUAACACUAAUCCUGAAGCAGAGUUAUUCCUCGCCCAGCGACCCAGAAGAGUAGGGAUUGCUCUGGAUUAUGAUGGGGGUACAGUGACCUUCACCAAUGCGGAAUCACAGGAACUUAUCUAUACAUUCUCAGCAUCCUUUACGAGGCGUUUAGUUCCCUUCUUUUGGCUCAAUUGGCUGGGAACAAGUCUCAUUCUGAAACCUUGAGAGAGAGACACACACACACGUACACACACAGAUCCUCUCUCUGGCCCCUUGCUUCCCUCAGGGUUCUGAUUCCCCUUCAUGGGGGCAAAUAGUCCUGGAAGGUACAUGCUUCAUUGAGGGGGAGAGGGUGUCCUCCUGGCCAGGAAAUCAGGAGCAGGAGAGAGUAGGGUCUUUGUGCCUACUGCCAGUCCUUAUGCCCUUAGUUUCCAUGGCCCCCACAUAGACUUGUACCAAGACUAGUUCUGUCACUUGAACUGUCCUGUUUAUAACAUUUCUGAUGGUCUCCCUUCCCUGUGUGGUGGUAAAUUUCCCCAAGGCUUUAGGUAUGAAUUCCACUUACUCAAUUUCUCUUCCCCCAAAGUCACUCCAAUGCCAUUGGAGUUCUAGGUCAUGUUGAUAAAAUCCUUGAGUCUUGCAAAAUUCAUUUCUUUGGUCUCCUGUCCUAUGCUUUCUUCCCUGCCCCAUAAUAAUACCUGUCCUCAUCCGGUUAGCUGCUUUUCAACCCUCUAUCCCAAACUCCACCUCUCCCACUCAGCCUUUCUCUGUGUAGUAAAGAGACAAUUUCCUCAAAAUAUAAAUUAAAAUAUGAUAUAUGGAAUAAAAUGGAAUUCCUAUAGGAUUUCUUUCAGACUGAGGGGCUUUAGGAUUACUGAAGAAGGGAAGGGACUCCACUGAUCCCAGGUGCCAGUUGGGAUCCAUUUCUCUUCAUACAUAUGGAUUAUAUGAAGCCCUUAGGUGAGGUCCUGUCCCAAGUUCAUACUCUGUCUUGUCCAGGGCUUUGCAGAUGAGUUUCCCCAUGGCUGUCAAGGUAUUAACCUCAAGUCCUGAUGUCCUGAUGUGUACAUAGACCCAUUUGACUCUGGGGAAAUUAUCAAGAUCAAUAAAUCACCUUUGUGAAUCUCUUCUUUUGAAUAUGUGACUGAGCCCAGAGUCUUAUUCCUGUGACUGGGUCUAGCACCCCUCCUCACCUCAAAGGCCAGCGGUCUCGUAGGUGCUCUGUUCUUGUCUGUAUAUAGAAAACCCCCUGGUCUCUGGUGCUUUUCCAACCCAGACUCUGAGCUCCUUCAAUAAGGCCUUAAUUUUUUUGUUGUUGUUGCUUGUUCCCUCUCAUGCAAUUUCAGUCCAGAUCCUUCCCUUCAGGGUAAAGAUACCAAGGUGCCUCAGAGGUCCACAAUCAGAUUUCCAGUUCUCUAAAGCUAGAGAAGGGAAUAAAUGGCAACCUACCUCCUAGGGGAUAAAGUCCUGGCUCCUUAUCCUAGCAUCCAUGGUCUUCCACAAUUCUUGGCUUAUUCAACCCAAUACCAUGACCCAACAAUCCAAAACAAACUGUGCUCCUACCAAAUUAAGCAUUGUUUCUCCACCUUCCUGACACCAGGAUCAUUGCUUAUUCAUACAUUUAGUAGUCCCCUAGGCGUGGAAUGCCCUUUCCCUUUUGCCCAUCAAAGAGCCCACCUCAAGUCCUACCUCUUCCAGGAGGUCUUUUUCAAAUGCUCCUGCCCACAGUGACUUUGUCCUGAUGUAAUUUCUUGUAUGUACCAUGUGGUGGCACUUCUCAGAUAGUACCUUGUAUUGCUAAUUGGCUGUUUCCUGUGUACAUAUCCCCACCAUCCCACAACUGGACUGUAAGCUAUGGAGGGCAAGGGCCAUGUUUUGCAUAUCUCACAGUGAUAGAUACACUACAUUACUACUGCUGAAUAAAUAUUUGUCAAACAAA
This is a messenger RNA of Monodelphis domestica (gray short-tailed opossum), 3933 nucleotides long. It is a transcript of the gene TRIM26, whose product is annotated as tripartite motif containing 26. The record is from RefSeq and is a predicted model, not a curated record. NCBI's taxonomy places the organism in Eukaryota, Metazoa, Chordata, Mammalia, Didelphimorphia, Didelphidae. Gene Ontology annotation, molecular function: zinc ion binding; protein binding.